Messenger RNA from Neopelma chrysocephalum (saffron-crested tyrant-manakin), 1274 nucleotides. It is a transcript of the gene MCUR1, whose product is annotated as mitochondrial calcium uniporter regulator 1. The record is from RefSeq and is a predicted model, not a curated record. The coding region runs from base 208 to 1119 and encodes 303 amino acids. NCBI's taxonomy places the organism in Eukaryota, Metazoa, Chordata, Aves, Passeriformes, Pipridae. Gene Ontology annotation, biological process: calcium import into the mitochondrion; positive regulation of mitochondrial calcium ion concentration. Gene Ontology annotation, cellular component: mitochondrion; mitochondrial inner membrane. The transcript is spliced from 9 exons.
GCCGCGGCCGCCGCGUGAGCCAUAGAAUUAAUCGUCGUGGCUCGCGGCGUCAGCGGCCGUGUUUCGCUACGAGCCGGAGACGGAAGCGGGACGGCGCCUGUGGCGGAAGCGAGGCGCCGGGGCGGCGUGUGCGCAGCGAUGGCAUCCCAGUAGCGGCGGCCUUCCCUCCCCCGCCCUUUUCCGUGGUCGGGACCGGGCGGCGCGGCCAUGGCCGGGGGCCAGGCGGCCACGGCCGCGAGCGGCGGGAGGCGCGCGCUGCUCCUACUGCUGCUGCGGCCGCGACCGCGCGGCCCGGACGGCGCCUCACGUGACCGCGGCGCGACCCCGUCCCCCCCGCGUCGCUGCCUCGGCGACUGUGGGCGCCCGCCCGCAGCGCCCCCGGGCCCCGGCGGCGGCGCCGUGUGGGGAAGGGGCGGCGGCGGCAGCGGCGCGGGGAGCCGGCGGCACCGCGGGGAGAGAGAUGUAAGCAUCUCUGCAUCACCAUCUUUGCAAAGCAAAGGGAAUAUAUCCUUACUGGGAAAUAGGAGGCUUUUUUUUGACACUCAUGCACUGGUACGCCUCUUGGAAGAAAAUGGGUUCACUACUCAGCAGUCAGAGGUCAUUGUGUCUGCAUUAGUGGAAAUCAUGAACACCAACCUGGAUAUGAUUUACAAGGACAUGGUCACCAAAGUACAACAGGAAAUUGCACUUCAGCAAGUAAUGUCCCAUAUUGGCGGUGUGAAAAAGGACAUGAUUAUUUUGGAAAAAAGUGAAUUUUCAGCACUUCGUUCAGAAAAUGAGAAAAUAAAACUUGAACUCCAGCAGAUAAAGAAGCAAGUCAUGGAUGAAAUUACCAAAGUUCGAGCAGAUAACAAGUUAAACCUAAACCUAGAGAAGAGCAGAGUAAAAGAACUGUACUCGCUUAAUGAAAGAAAACUACUUGAAAUGAGGACAGAAAUAGUGGAAUUGCAUGCACAGCAAGAUCGGGCUCUCACCCAAACAGACAGAAAAAUAGACACAGAAGUUGCAGAUCUGAAAACAAUGCUCGAAUCACACAAACUUGAUAAUAUUAAGUACCUAGCAGGUUCAGUAUUUACAUGCCUUACUGUAGCACUGGGAUUUUACCGCUUAUGGAUAUAACAAGACGUGAAUUUAAAGGGACUUCUACUGUCUUGGUUUCUGAAGAAAAAAAAAGAAGAUUUUAAUCUUUGCCUGGAUUUUAACCAAGUCUUGACUGUUUUAUUUAUUAUUUUAUAAAGCAGACUGUACUGAGAAUGUAACCAAAGAUGUGCCUA